GUUGACAUUAGUUAGCAAUUUUUUUUAUCACAAUUUGAUCCCUCAGCGUAAUCUCACUUCUCAAAGUAUUUGUCUUCUACACAUGAAGUCUAUAAAAUUACAGCAAUAUCUCACUCUUCACAUAACAUUACCAAUGGUUAACGAAAAGAAAUUAGUCGAGGAUGUCUCUGGCUGGCUCAGAGUUUAUGAUGAUGGCUCCGUCGACAGAACAUGGACCGGUCCGCCCGAAGUUAGCUUUAUGACGGAUACGGUCAUGCCUCAUGAAAAUUUUGUCGACGGAGUUGCUGUUAAGGACGUAGAUACGGACUCGGGAGCCCGAGUCCGUAUCUACUUGCCAGAAAAAAAUAAUUCGGAUUCGGCAACUUUGCCUAUCAUCCUUCAUUUUCACGGAGGGGGCUUUUGCAUAAGCGAAGCCAGUUGGUUCAUGUACUAUGCUGUGUACACUAGACUAGCUCGCUCCUCGCGCUCUAUAGUCGUCUCUGUCUACCUGCGGAGAGCUCCAGAGCAUCGCCUCCCAGCAGCUUGCGAAGACAGCUACAACGCACUCCUUUGGCUCCGUUCAUUAGCCAAAGGAGACCUGCACGAGGCCUGGCUUAAUGCAAACGCCGACUUCACACGGGUGUUCCUCAUGGGAGACAGCACCGGUGGGAAUCUUGUGCAUCAAGUUGCAUCUCGUGCAGGGAGCGAGGGGCUAGAGCUAAAGCUUAGCCCCUCGCAUGUGGCAGGAGGAAUCCUGGUCCAGCCAGGAUUCGUCCGCGCUACAAGAAGUAAAUCAGAGUUGGAGCAGCCACAAUCUCCGUUCUUGACACUAGACAUGAUGGACAAAUUCUUGAGCUUUGCCUUGCCACUUGGAUCCACAAAGGACCACCCCAUCACAUGCCCAAUGGGGGCCGCUGCGCCCCCGAUGAGCAGCCUGAAAAUGCCCCCAAUGCUGCUCUGCGUGGCAGAGACUGAUCUGAUGAUCGAUACUGAGAUGGAGUAUUAUGAGGCCAUGAAAAAAGCAGGGAAAGAUGUUGAGCUGUUCUUGAGUCCAGGAGUUGGGCAUGGUUUCUAUAUGAACAAGAUUGCAAGCGAUUUGGAUCCGGUAACAGCUACACGUACCCAAGAACUGAUUGCAGCAAUCACAGAUUUCAUUAAGAAGCAUUAAGUUCAACAGUUUGUUUGUGCAUUGACUUGCUAUCACGUGUUUGUUAGUUAACAAGGUUUUAUCAUUUAUGCAUGUACUGAUGUACAUUUCGUAUUUUUCAUGUGAAGCUAAAAUAUUUACUGAAAAUUUACC
This is a messenger RNA of Daucus carota subsp. sativus, 1279 nucleotides long. Its product is annotated as carboxylesterase 15. Gene Ontology annotation, molecular function: hydrolase activity. The record is from RefSeq and is a predicted model, not a curated record. NCBI's taxonomy places the organism in Eukaryota, Viridiplantae, Streptophyta, Magnoliopsida, Apiales, Apiaceae. The transcript has a single exon. The coding region runs from base 83 to 1147 and encodes 354 amino acids.